Molecule: messenger RNA, 2540 nt
Organism: Cricetulus griseus (Chinese hamster)
Lineage: Eukaryota; Metazoa; Chordata; Mammalia; Rodentia; Cricetidae
Source: RefSeq, a predicted model, not a curated record
AUGACGAGCGUUGCACCAUUCCAGUUGUAUUGGACACUGCUGCACAGCAGUCAGCCCUUAGACACAGGAGAAAAGAACCUGCCUAGACACCCAGCGGUGGUCAGGGCUGAGAUAGAGCUGUUCGUUAACCGGCUUGACUCCGUGGAAUCUGUUCUUCCUUAUGAAUAUACAGCGUUUGAUUUUUGCCAAGCACCAGAAGGAAAACGCCCAUCUGAAAAUCUUGGUCAGGUAUUAUUCGGGGAGAGAAUUGAACCCUCACCAUAUAAGUUCACAUUUAAUAAGAUGGAAACCUGUAAGCUUGUUUGCACGAAAACAUACCAUACAGAGAAGGCUGAAGACAAACAAAAGUUAGACUUCUUGAAAAAAAGUAUGCUACUGAACUAUCAGCAUCACUGGAUUGUGGAUAAUAUGCCUGUAACGUGGUGUUAUGAUGUCGAAGAUGGUCAGAGGUUCUGUAACCCUGGAUUUCCCAUUGGCUGUUACAUUACAGACAAAGGUCAUGCAAAAGAUGCCUGUGUUAUCAAUUCAGAAUUCCAUGAAAGAGAUACUUUCUACAUCUUCAAUCAUGUUGACAUCAAAAUAUAUUAUCAUGUUGUUGAAACUGGGUCCAUGGGAGCAAGAUUAGUAGCUGCUAAACUUGAACCAAAAAGCUUCAAACAUACCCAUAUAGAUAAACCAGACUGCUCCGGACCCCCCAUGGACAUAAGCAACAAGGCUUCUGGGGAGAUCAAAAUUGCCUAUACUUACUCUGUUAGUUUUGAGGAAGAGAAAAUCAUCAGAUGGGCGUCUAGAUGGGACUAUAUUUUGGAGUCCAUGCCUCACACCCACAUUCAGUGGUUUAGCAUAAUGAACUCCUUGGUUAUUGUUCUGUUCUUAUCUGGAAUGGUAGCUAUGAUUAUGUUACGCACGCUGCAUAAAGAUAUUGCCAGAUAUAACCAGAUGGACUCUACGGAGGAUGCCCAGGAAGAAUUUGGCUGGAAACUAGUUCACGGGGAUAUAUUCCGUCCUCCAAGAAAGGGGAUGCUGCUGUCAGUCUUUCUAGGAUCCGGGACACAGAUUUUAAUUAUGACUUUUGUAACUCUGUUUUUUGCUUGUCUGGGAUUCUUGUCUCCUGCCAAUCGAGGAGCCCUGAUGACCUGUGCUGUGGUGUUGUGGGUGUUGCUGGGCACACCUGCUGGUUAUGUUGCUGCCAGAUUCUACAAAUCCUUUGGGGGCGAGAAGUGGAAAACAAAUGUUUUACUGACAUCAUUUCUUUGUCCUGGGAUUGUGUUUGCUGACUUCUUCAUAAUGAAUCUAAUCCUCUGGGGAGAAGGCUCUUCUGCAGCCAUCCCUUUCGGCACUCUGGUUGCCAUCUUGGCCCUUUGGUUCUGCAUAUCUGUGCCUUUGACGUUUAUUGGUGCAUACUUUGGCUUUAAGAAGAAUGCCAUUGAACAUCCAGUUAGAACCAAUCAGAUUCCUCGUCAGAUUCCUGAACAGUCAUUCUACACAAAGCCCUUGCCUGGUAUCGUCAUGGGGGGCAUUUUGCCCUUUGGCUGCAUCUUUAUACAGCUUUUCUUCAUUCUGAACAGCAUUUGGUCACAUCAGAUGUAUUACAUGUUUGGCUUCCUGUUUCUGGUGUUUAUCAUUUUGGUUAUUACAUGUUCUGAAGCAACCAUACUUCUUUGCUAUUUCCACCUAUGUGCGGAGGAUUAUCAUUGGCAGUGGCGUUCCUUCCUCACCAGUGGCUUCACUGCAGUCUACUUCUUAAUAUAUGCCAUACACUACUUCUUUUCGAAACUGCAGAUCACUGGAACAGCCAGCACAAUCCUGUACUUUGGUUAUACUAUGAUAAUGGUUUUGAUCUUCUUCCUUUUUACAGGAACAAUUGGCUUCUUUGCCUGCUUUUGGUUUGUCACCAAAAUAUACAGUGUGGUGAAGGUUGACUGAAGAAGCCCAGUGUGUCCAGUUAAAACAGAAAUAAACUAAAUCUUCAUCAACAAAGACCUGUUUUGUGACUACCUUGAAUUUUCUCAGACUUAUUGGCCUAGUAAUCCUUCAGAAACAGCAUACUUAAGAACACCUCUUCCCAUGCGCCUGUACCCACAAGAUGUAUUUCAACACUAAAGCGUUUGUAUUGUGAUUGGAUUAAGUAUGUAUUCAGUUGUUCUCAGUGAAGGGCAAAUUUAAAUAUUAUGUGCAUUUGUAAAUAUGAUAGCUAUAAACUUUUCAAUACUUCUAAUGGCAGAUUAGAGGAGGCCAUAAUACUCCUGAGAGACUGGACAGUUGAUUGUAAAUAGGAUUUUCUAGGCUCGGUAGGUGGAAAGAAUUAUUUUUCUUUGAAGGAAAUAACUUUUUAUCAUGGUAAUUUUGAAGGAUGAUUCCUAUGACAUGUUCACUGGGGGAAUGUGGCUUUUAAAAUCUUGUAUCGGUUGUAAUUGUUCAUAUCUUCUUACUCUUCUGUGUUGACUUCAUUAUUCCCAUGGUAUCGGCCUUUUAAACUAUGUGCCUCUGAGUCUUUGAAUUUAUAAAUUUGUUAUCUUAAUAAAUAUUAUAAAAAUGUC